Molecule: messenger RNA, 926 nt
Organism: Phascolarctos cinereus (koala)
Lineage: Eukaryota; Metazoa; Chordata; Mammalia; Diprotodontia; Phascolarctidae
Source: RefSeq, a predicted model, not a curated record
UUAGUGGUUUGUGCCAAGCCAUUCAGAGGCUUAGGGGAAGAAGCUGAGAGGGAGGCCAAGGGCAUGGAGGGCAAAGGCUCUGUCUAUUGAGUUCGUGAGAGAGAUGCUAGCAGAUGAGGGGAUCAAGGAAGGCAACCUCAUGGUGGCUUUUGUUGGUUCUCCUAUCCCCUCCCCAACUUAUCCUGCUGCUACUGCAUCCUCCAGCCUGUCCUCCUCCACCUCUUCCUCCUCCCCCACAGCCUCCCCACUCCUUUCCUUCCCUACAUUGCUUGGGAUGCAUGUGCUAACAGCAUGCUAUUUGUGCACAGGCCUGGCAUCCAUUCAUGUGACCAUCCAUCCCCUCCCUUUGCUUUUCCUUGUGUACAGGGGCUAAAUGAAGAUUCUCAGGCAGACGGGGUGGCCCUCGGGCAGUUCACCUACGAUAACGCUGGCGAGGCCAUUCAGACCUUCCACUUGGAGGGCAACGACACAGCCCCAUACCAGCUGGUAGAGCUGCGAAUCCUCAGCAACUGGGGUCACCCUGACUAUACGUGCAUUUACCGCUUCAGGGUCCAUGGGAAGCCUGCCACUUAGCCCCGCCCCAGCCUGCUGCCUUCACCCCUUCCUCCUUCAGCCGCCACAAAGCAGCUCUCUCACCUCCUCCUCCCUGCCCCCGCUUAAUCUCUUCUGCCCACUGUGCCUUCUGGGACAGAGACAAAACCUCCGUGGAGCCCUCUUGCCCCACCAGGCCCACUCAGAGAUGGAGAAGACAACCGGCUGAGCCUUUGCUUCUCACAAGGCCAACAACCGGCAUUUGGGGGAAGUUUUCACCCAAGAUCACCUGCAGUGGCAUUUAGAAACAGCUCGUCACCAUGGCUUGUAGCCAUAGCUAGUUGGCCCCUUGUACCCACUGGGGUUUCAUUUGCACUGCAGUGGAAGUUAGUACU